Molecule: messenger RNA, 761 nt
Organism: Eutrema salsugineum
Lineage: Eukaryota; Viridiplantae; Streptophyta; Magnoliopsida; Brassicales; Brassicaceae
Product: F-box/LRR-repeat/kelch-repeat protein At1g09650
Exons: 2
Coding region: 131-649 (172 amino acids)
Source: RefSeq, a predicted model, not a curated record
CUCCUCCGCCCGUGACCCGGUGACCGUGAGAGCCUCCGCAUCGACAUCGACACUUGGUGGUACAGAAUAAAAAUUGUUCUAAAUAGAUUCUUGAGGGGUUUGGAAAAGCCUGAGGAGGAGCAAGGAUUUGAUGCGAUCAUUGACUGAGGACCUGAGGUGUAAUGAAGGACGAUGGCUCCCCACAACUGCUAGGCUUGGAUUUGGUAAAGACAAAUUCAACAAGGGCACGACGUACAAGCCGGUUUGGUUGUAUAACUCAUCUGAAUUCGGCCUAGACAACGUAACCACUUGUGAAGUUUUCGACUUUAGUACCAACGCUAGGAGGCAACUUGUCCCUGCUUCUCCUUGUCGGAUUCUUGCUUACCAGAGGCCUGUGUAUUUCGAUGGCUCUCUUUACUGGCUCACCGAGUGCCAAGAAACCAAAGUCGUAUCUUUCCAUCUUUACUCUGAAACUUUUCAAGUCAUCUCUAAUAAAGCUCCGUUUCCACAUUUACCUGACCAUUGCAACGUCACCAUGUGCGUCCUUGAUAACCGCUUGUGCGUAUCCCAGAUCUUCUGGCCAACUCAAGUCAUAUGGUCUUUUGAUUCUUCUUCAGGCUGCUGGACAGAAAUGUGUUCAAUCGAUCUCACCGAAACUGUUUCUUGGUAAGGUUUACUUGCAACCACUGGUGAUUCAUGAUCUCCAUACCAAUUCUUUUGAAUUACUCUUCAAACCUGACGAAAAUACCAUCGGACAUUGCGUUUAUUAUUUCGAAAGUUUA